This is a messenger RNA of Callorhinchus milii (elephant shark), 1954 nucleotides long. RefSeq names its product phosphatase and actin regulator 2 (gene phactr2). Gene Ontology annotation, biological process: actin cytoskeleton organization. The coding region runs from base 44 to 1636 and encodes 530 amino acids. The record is from RefSeq and is a predicted model, not a curated record. The transcript is spliced from 12 exons. Gene Ontology annotation, molecular function: actin binding. Lineage: Eukaryota; Metazoa; Chordata; Chondrichthyes; Chimaeriformes; Callorhinchidae.
UCCCUCUCCCCCCUCUCCCCCCCCACUCUCCCCGGGUGUGAGGAUGGGUCAGACUUCGAUCUCCAGUCUCUCACAGCCCCCAAACGUUGACGUUCUAGAAAAGCCCUGUGUCACGGGCUCGGAAGUGCCGCCUCCCAGAUCGGAGACUCCGCCGCUGAAACGGAAAAGCAAACUGGCGUCCAUCGGCAAGAUCUUCAAACCCUGGAAGUGGAGGAAGAAGAAAGCCAGCGAGCAGUUCCGGGAGACGUCCGUGUUGUUGGAAAGAAAAAUCUCGAUGAGGCAAACACGGGAGGAGCUGAUCAGAAAAGGAGUGUUGAAGGAUGGCUGUGAACGAGAUGGAGAGGGGCACAGGGCGGGGACAAAGAAUGGCCUCCCUUCACCCAUCAAUAUCGAGACGGUGACCAAGGAGCACCCGACGACCCCAGACACUGGUUGUUUGGCUGAGCAGACUGUGCCCACCCUAACACAGGUGGCAGAUCACUCUGCCGAGCCGGAGAUGACAGGUGAUUCAUUCCCUCCUUCAUUGACUCCGUCUCAACCUCCUUCAGAGGGACACUGUAAGGACAUCCAGGACACAUCAUCUCCCCCUGGGCUGCCUGACAUUCCCAGCAAACCCGAGGACCACUCGGAAUCUCCUACCCGAACUUCACUCCCGACUAGGCUGGGUUCUGCUGAACCGUCCGAACCUCAGCCGGAGAAACCCGGGCAGAUGAGAAAACCCGCCCGUGGAAUUCCCGGGAACGUUUGUGUUUGUGACUGGGAAGCCAUGCGACUUCCUGCCUCCUCUGACCAAGGACAGCACUUUCCUCGGGAUGCUCCCAUUCCUGAUCCCGUCCGACCCGUCAAGCCUGAGCCAGAAACGGGAGAGAUGGAGCGAUCCGCCGGGAGCCUGGAACAUUCUCAACAAGAAACUGGAGAAACACUAAAAUGCACUUCUGACCAAAGCAACGUGACGAACGAGCACGGAGAGGGGAGGCAGGAGAGCCGGGUGCUGAUUGAUGAUUCCACGCCCGUCGCCAUCAUCCCUCCCGCUGAAUAUCCCGAGAGCGUCAGCAGUGACUCUGACUCCGAGGGCCCGGUGCUGUACAGAGAUGAGCCCGAGGAUGAGGAGGACGAUGAGUGUUUAAACAGCUCGCUCGCCAACAAGAUCCGACGGAGAGACACGCUCGCCCUCAAACUCCGCAACCGGCCGACAAAGAGGGAACUGGAGGAGAAGAACAUCAUACCUCGGUCCUCAGAUGAGGAGAGACUGGAGCUGAGGCAGCAGAUUGGCACCAAGCUCAUCAGGAGAUUGAGCCAAAGACCAACUCUGGAAGAACUGGAACAGAGGAAUAUCUUGAGACAACGAAAUGAAGAGGAGGAACAUGAGGAGAGACUGGAGAUCAGGAGGAGGCUGAUCCGAAAGCUCAGUCUGAGGCCCACAGUUGCUGAGUUACAAGCCCGGAGAAUCCUUCGCUUUAACGAGUAUGUGGAGGUGACUGAGGUGCAAGAUUAUGACAGGAGAGCAGAUAAACCAUGGACCAGGCUCACGCCAGCGGACAAGGCUGCGAUUCGCAAAGAGUUGAAUGAGUUUAAAAGCCGGGAAAUGGAAGUCCAUGAAGAGAGCAAACAUUUAACCAGGUUCCACCGCCCUUAAAGUCUGGCCGCCGCAGAAUUGUGGAGCGAUUUAAGACGACCGGAAUGAAAAGCUGACACACACUCGGAGAGAGAGCGAAAGUCAGAUUUAAGGCGUGCUCCGUGCAUGCACGUGUGUUUCUCCCCUGCGCUCUCCCUCUCGCCACGUAAUUAACACGUCAGCGGGAGAAGCGACAAAGCAAGGAGAGAGGGAGGGGGGGAGGGAGGGAGGAGGGCUGGGGGAGAGAGAUCCUCCCCUCAGGAGGACGGGAAGAGAUUGUUUUAAAUGUCUAUUUUAGUCUUUUUUUUUAUAAAAAGAUUCUUUUUUUUAAAAAAAAAA